Cajanus cajan (pigeon pea) is the source of this 1819-nucleotide messenger RNA. The record is from RefSeq and is a predicted model, not a curated record. Lineage: Eukaryota; Viridiplantae; Streptophyta; Magnoliopsida; Fabales; Fabaceae.
UAUCGCCAAGACGCCAACACAUACUAAAACAUUUAUAUUAUAUUGAUAAUCUUUCCUAACUUGAUCGAUAUCUAUAGAGCCGAUUUCUCUUACCAAAAACAAAAGCAAACCCUUUAGUUGUCUUUUUCUCUUUUGAAACACCACCAUAUAAGAAAAAAACAGAUACACCAUAUAUAUAGCUUAUGCUGUGUGUAUGCAUCUGAUACAACAUGACAGAAAUUGAAAUUCCUCAGUUUUUCGCUUGUCCCAUUUCGCUUCAGAUCAUGAAGGACCCCGUGACAACCGUUACGGGCAUAACAUACGAAAGAGAAAGCAUCGAACAGUGGUUGCUAAAGGCUAAAGAUUGCACGUGUCCCAUUACAAAACAACCAUUGCCAAGAAACUCAGAGUUCUUAACCCCAAACCACACUCUUCGGAGGCUAAUCCAAGCUUGGUGUUCAGCCAACGAAGCAAACGGGGUUGACCAAAUUCCAACUCCAAAAUCUCCUCUCAGUAAUUUCCACGUUGAGAAGCUCGUGAAGGAUCUCGAAGUUCCGGAUAAUUAUCAAAAGGCAUUGGAGAAAUUGCACGUUCUUGCAAACGAGAACGAGAGGAACAGAAGGUGCAUGGCUUCAGCGGGAGUACCGGAAGCUAUGGUGCACGUGAUCACAAAGAGCUUCAAGCAAGGUAAAGCCACGUCGUGUUGUUAUCUCAAAGAGCCUCUCAGAAUUCUUCUUUUGCUUUGGAACACUUCCAACAUGGUUGACAACAACAAAAUGAAGCGCUUGGUUGGUGAAAACCUCGACUUUCUCGACUCCUUGACUUGGGUUUUGCAACUUCAAACCAAGAACAACGUCAAGGUAACAAACGAAGCAAUGCCUGUGAUGAAAUUGGUUAUUGAAGCAAAAGACUCAACCCCUUUAGGGAACUUAAAGCUUGAAUUCUUCAAAGUGGUUGUAAGUGUGAUGAAAAAUAGAGAACUCUCUCAGCAUGCUAUUAAAUCCGCAUUGCAUGUGCUCAUAGAAACGUGUCCUUUGGGGAGAAACCGAACGAAGAUAGUGGAAUCAGGUGCAGUGGUGGAACUCAUUGAGCUUGCACUUGAAAAACCAGAAAAGAAUGUGACAGAACUCAUAUUCAUCCUUCUGGCACAUCUGUGUUCUUGUGCUGAUGGGAGAGAACAGUUUGUGCAGCACGCUGCAAGCAUUGCUGUGGUUUCCAAAAGGAUCCUCAGGGUUUCUCCAACGGUUGAUGAUCGAGCUCUUCAUAUAUUUUCCUUGAUUUCAAAAUUCUCAGCGUCAAAUGAGGUUGUGCAAGAGAUGUUAAGGGUUGGUGCUGUGUCAAAGCUUUGCAUGGUGUUGCAAGCAGAUUGUGCUUCCUAUUUGAAAGAUAAGGCAAGAGGGGUACUUAGGUUACACUCCAAAACAUGGAAUAAUUCUCCUUGUAUUCAAGUAUACUUGUUAACCAGGUUCCAAAGGUGAUCAUUGAUUAACAGAAACUUCAUUUUUGUGCCAUCAUAGUCUAAAGCUUGUAUCAAAUCAAGUGUAUAAUUUGGAAAAAGAAUUAAACUUCUUUCUUGGGUACGAUGAAUUAAUUAAUAUUAGAUCUUAAUUAACCCAACUCAAAUUUAAUAAAGGAUAAUUUUUUCUGUAAUUGUAUAUAGCUAGUUGGCUUGAUGUAACAAGGACAGCACUUUUUGUCUUGAAAGACGGAGUUGAUUGAGUGUAUCUUUGGGGCGGUUGAUCAGCAGCCGUCAACUAUGACAAAAAAUAAAAUGAUGGCUAAGAUCAACUUCACCGCAUUAAUUGUUUCAAAGCCAAAAGCGAAAAAGCUACUUUCUUGA